AUGGAUUAUGAAACGCCAUCUACUUCCCAUGUAGAUAAUCAGUCACCCGUAGAUGACAUUGUGCAGAAUACAGAUUUAAAUAUUCCAGAAUGCCCAAUAGAACUUAAACCAUAUGUUGGUCGUAGCUUCCCUACUUUGGACAACGCAAUUGAGUUAUACCAGAACUAUGGGCGACGCGUCGGUUUUGAUACAAGGAAGAACGGUUCAAAGAAGGUUGAUGAUAUCACCUUAUGGUUUUACAUGGUGUGUAAUAGAGAGGGUGAACAGAAGUUUAACGAUCAACAACCCAAAAGACGACGCAAAUCAAAAAAAUGUGGAUGUAAUGCUUCUGUUGCUUUCAAAUUUGAUUCAGAUCGUGGUUACGUAAUUCAACACUUUAAAGAAGAACACAACCAUCCCAUGGUUGAUGUACAACACCACAAGUUCAUGAGGCUAAAUCGUCAACUUGAACCAGUGCAUCAAAAAUUUAUUUCAGAUUGUGCUGGAGCUAAUAUCGGGCCAUCUCUAACUUUCAAGCUGCUUACUGAGUUGAUGGGCGGUUAUGAGUCUGUUGGUUGUACUGUGUUGGACAUUCGCAACUAUACACGGGAUAUCAGAAGAUACGCUGAAGGAUGUGACGCCCAAAUGAUCAUAGAUGAGUUGAAGAAGAAGAAGGAAAAUUGUGAUGCCUUCACGUACGAGUAUGAAGUUGAUUCCCGGAGUCGUUUGAAUCAUUUGUUUUGGUGCGAUCCUAUUGCCAAGAUGAAUUUCUUGCAAUUUGGUGACAUUGUUUCUUUCGAUACUACGUACUCAACUAACAGGUACUCAAUGAUUUUUGCUCCGUUUACUGGUAAGGACAACCAUGGCCGUGCAGUGUCAUUUGGAGCUGGUUUGCUUUGUAGUGAGAGUGCGGAUUCGUUCUCUUGGCUUUUUAAUCAGUUUGUGAAAUGCAUGGGCAUACAUCCGAAGUUGAUAAUUACUGAUCAAGAUUUGGGCAUGAAAGUAGCUGUUGAAAAAGUUCUUGUGAAUACACGGCACAGAUGGUGUAUGUGGCACAUCAUGGCAAAGGUAGCUGAAAAGGUUCCUAAGUCACUUCUUGGAAAUAAUGAUUUUAAAAAGGAUUUGAAUUCAUGUGUUUGGUCUGAGUUGAUUGAACCUACUGAGUUUGAAGACAAGUGGAAGAAUGUGAUGGAGACUUAUGAUCUUGUUGGCUCUGAAUGGUUUGUUUCUAUGUUCGAAUCAAGAAGGUAUUGGGUUCCAGCCUACUUUAGGGACUUUCCUAAUAGUUCGUUGAUAAAGACGACAUCUGUUUCGGAGUCGCAGAAUAGUUUUUUCAAGAGGAGGGGAAAGCAAUUUACUGGUUUGAGCUUUGGGGAUCCGCGGUGGCUUGGUUUUAGUGUUCCUCCUCUGAUACACUGGUUGAACAAUAAAAGCCGUUUUAGGUAUGAAGUAUUUGAAAGCUGUGUAGGCAAUGGUAUACUACAAACAUCUAACCUUUUCCGUCAGUCGUUGCAGAUCCAGAUGCCCGAGUAUUCACCAUUGCCGUCGUUGAUUGUUGGAUUUUCCUGGUCGUUGCUUGGAGGAAUCGGGAUAGAUUGUCUGGGCUCGAGCGCUGAUUGUGGAUGGUCGAUUUAG
Salvia splendens (bonfire salvia) is the source of this 1614-nucleotide messenger RNA. RefSeq names its product protein FAR1-RELATED SEQUENCE 5-like. The record is from RefSeq and is a predicted model, not a curated record. The coding region runs from base 1 to 1614 and encodes 537 amino acids. The transcript has 4 exons. NCBI's taxonomy places the organism in Eukaryota, Viridiplantae, Streptophyta, Magnoliopsida, Lamiales, Lamiaceae.